Ornithodoros turicata is the source of this 1412-nucleotide messenger RNA. Its product is annotated as cathepsin B-like. Gene Ontology annotation, molecular function: cysteine-type endopeptidase activity. Gene Ontology annotation, biological process: regulation of catalytic activity. The transcript is spliced from 8 exons. Gene Ontology annotation, cellular component: lysosome. Lineage: Eukaryota; Metazoa; Arthropoda; Arachnida; Ixodida; Argasidae. The record is from RefSeq and is a predicted model, not a curated record. The coding region runs from base 268 to 1287 and encodes 339 amino acids.
AGUCAUUUGCCGUUUUGAGAUAGGACAGGAACUGCGUCCGUUUAAUGGUCGUUAAUAGGGGUCGUUGUGGACCAUGCAGUUCGCGUAACGAACGUCCGGCAUCGUGUACAUUCCGUGUUCCCUGAAAAAUUCUUUACGAAUGGAAACAUUCCUUGGCGACCGUAUAUGAGCGAAGCUUUCAAUUUCAACUGUUAAAAGAUGCUGGGUAAUUGAUUAAAUAAUGCUAAAUGUAAAUCUCGAAUUGCGGUAUUCGCACCAUUACCGGAGAUGUUGAAGUUUGCGGUGACUCUAAGCGCUUUGGUGGCCGUCGCCUGGUCACGUGCUGUCGCUCCCGACGACCUCCAUCCGACAUCGGAUGAGAUGAUCGAUUUCAUCAACAACCUCAACACGACUUGGAAGGCUGGUCGCAACUUCGACGAGUCCCUCGAUCUGGAAUAUUUCCGAGGUCUGAUGGGCGUCCAACCUAUGUCGCUGCCAUAUCGUUUUCCGACGAUCGAGCACGACGUCAACCCGGAUGUUCUUCCCGAAAGCUUCGACGCCCGCGAGAAAUGGGGUUUUUGUUAUAGCGUUAUCGCAGUCAUCGGGGACACAGGCUCUUGUGCAUCCUCCUGGGCGGUCGGAGCAGCAGGAGUCAUAUCGGACCGUACCUGCAUUCAUACCGACUCGGCUCUCAAUGUGAACAUUUCAGCGGAAGAUAUCAUGGAGUGCGCAGAUACCUUUUGCGGAGCGGGGUGCAGAGGCGGGUUGCCUGGUUGUGCUUGGUGGAGCUGGCAGCACAGAGGAAUUGUGAGUGGCGGUCUCUAUGGCACCAAGGACGGCUGCAAGCCCUACGCAAUCCCUCCCUGCGAACACGUUGGCAAGGGCAAGCGACCACCUUGUACGGCACCCAAGAAAGCUCCGGAGUGCCUCACAAAAUGCCGCGAUGGGUACAAGACGAAGUACGGCGAAGACAUAUAUACCGCAAAAACAACUUACGACGUUCCAAACGACGAACACCAGAUCAUGGCAGAGAUCUACAAAAACGGUCCUGUGCAAGCUGAUUUCACGGUCUAUUCCGAUUUCCUGAACUACAAAUCCGGUGUGUACCAAGAACAAACUGGCCAACCCCUCGGCCUCCUAGUAGUUAAAAUCCUGGGAUGGGGCAAAGACAAUGGUGUGCCCUACUGGUUGGUGGCCAACUCCUGGAACACCGACUGGGGAGAGAAUGGCUACUUCAGGAUCCUGCGGGGCGGCAAUGAAUGCGGAAUUGAAGGAGAUGUCAUAGCUGGAAUUCCAUGGUAUCAAUAACAACAACAACUAUACAACUGCUACUGAUUAUGACUAUGAUUAUGGGUGAUUCACCGUAACAAUUUCGGUACCAUACUUCAGUGCAUGUGUGUUAGUAGAACGAAUAAACUGCUUGUGUACGUCUA